UUGUGACCUAGGCAAGAACAAAAUAAUAGGCUUAGACAUAUAAGUUAUGAAACCGUUCAGACAAUGGAUGGGACCAGGGGGGUGGAGAUUUAAUAGAUCGUAUUGUGGCUGUGCAUGAAAUUCGAACUAUUAAUAAAAGGGUUGUAAUGGACGAUCUCACCAAUCUCUGCCUUAGGCCAUCGACUCAAUGAAGACAAUCUGCUUGGAUUUUGUUGCGUCUUUUCUCCAGCAUAAAUAAAAAAAACUAACUACAAUACACAUAAAACGAGGGUACACUACAAAAGUGUUGUUGAUUACGUUACUGUGGUUACGGAGACAAUGGAAGAUGUUAAUGGCAUUGAUACAAUGGAAGAGAUGGUUACGGUUGACAAUGGUCACUACAAAGACAAAUGCGACUGUCGCGCAAUCUAGCUUGGGGUGGGGGCGCUGCAAACCACCGAUCGGGCAAAACCAUCUUGUUUAUAUUUACAGCUAGUUGCGCCAUCUUGAGCUUUAGGUGGUUUUUAGCUUGCUUAAAAAAACCAAAUUAUUUCUCUGAGCACAACGUUUAAAGGAAAACCUUGGUAUAGUAUAGUUUUACAUAACACCGAUCCAAUUUCGUUCCAAAUUAACUGUAGCUGAAGAUGAGAGGGCAAAUUCAAAUUUGCCCCUCUUAAGUCGAUCUAGGCGAAGAACCAAGUAGGUCAUACGAUUUGCUUAAAGUGAUUGAUCCUGCAGAAAUCAGUCCUUGUUCAAUAUUUUACUGGCCAAGCUUUGGCCUAGGCAUCAUCAAGAAAAUAGCCACAGUCUUACAGUCUUGUUAUGCGAAAGAAUAUCUACAACUGCUAGGUCCAACCAAACAGUCCAAACAAAGUUUUGAUGUGCUUCAAAGAAGGAUUAGUGCAGUCGUUGAGGUGAUGAACCAGGAACAAAUUGGUAGAAAAGCAAAAAGUACAUCAUUUUACGUAGAAUUUUUUCCUCUAUAACAUAUCCAAAAUCGCCUAAAAUCCAACUUGGGGAAAAGUUAUUCUAGAACUUUUGUGACACAGCUUUCUAGCGCCACUGCUGGGGGUAACGGGCCAUGAAGCUACGUUACCACGACUCCCCAACUUGCAGCGAAGGCCCAACGCCCUUGCUCUGAAAUUAAAGGCUAAAAUGGGCUUUAUCAAGAUACUGCUUUGUAGCGUGGUUAAAAUGUUCAUCUUUUCUAACACCUUUUUGCGAAUCUUUGGCCUGGGGUUCUGUUUAUACAAAAUAAAUAUGAAUACAGUGUUACGCGGCAAAUAAAAUUCCCGCCCAUGUUUUUAGGGAAAUCAGAAACAAAACUGACUUCUUCCUUCAUUAGCCCUCUUAUUUAUUUUUCAGGCCUAGAAUAGGAGAAUUGUUCCUUACGUAAAUCUACCAUUUUAAAAGAAAAACGGAUUUCUUGUUUUUCUGAACAGAUGCCCUUAGUUGUGCUACAAGUACUUGAUUAUCGAAUGUGGCCUCGUAUAUCAUAUAAACCUCAAUAAAAAUGUUUCCCCACGGUCGAUUUUGGGCGAUUUAGAGUAUGUUAUAGAGGAAAAAAUUAUGCACAGGAUGGUGGAAAAAUUCGCUUUUCUACCGUUUUUUUCCCAGUUGACCUUAAAUUGAACGCUACACGAUCUCACUAGAUGGUUAUCACUAGAUCACGAUGGAAUUAGCCUUGAAGAGUUUGCUGUUUUUUGCCAAAGGAUAAGAGUGCUAGAUUCUGUUUGUCUUUUCGGGUACUCUUUUGUUCAGCUCGAGGAUGGUAUUUUAACCUGCAAAUACAAUAUUGCGUGACUAAAGCGCAACCUUUCGCGGUUUGCUGAAUUAACAUUCAGUCUGUCAUUGUCAAGGAUCACGAAGGGACGAAUGUGUGACCGGGUGAGAGAACCAAACGAUGUCUCUAUGUUGCACGAAAUCUUCAUUGCCAUGGUGAACCAUCAAGAUGAUGCCCAUAUACAAGAAACUGGAUGCAGAGCCGUAAGCAGGCUGCUUGACAACAGCCCUAGCGUAGUGUCAUUGAUCGGUGAGGAUGAAGAACAGUUGUCCAUACACAACUCGGUGUUCGCUGCGAUGAACAUUCACAUCAAAGAUCCGUACGUCUUCCAGGCAUCAUGCGCCGCAUUGCACGAUCUGGCAACGGCAUCAAGUAGGUUGCAACAGUUUCUAGUUGCGCGAGGCUGUUACGUCACUAUUGUGGACCACAUGCGGGAGAAUAUUAAUGACGCUGCAAUUCAGGAGUGGGGUUUCAGAGCCCUUCGUGCACUGUGCUCAGAAAAUGUACUUCAAGAAGAAGUGCUGAUAAAGUACGACUUGCUAACAGAUAUUCGUAAAACAUUGCAUGUUUUUGCGGACAAUACAGGGGUGUUGGAAGAGGCCUUGAGCCUACUGGCAUGCAUGGCUGCUGAUAUGGACAUAGUGAGGCGACAAUGUUUGCUAGAGUUGACCCAUGAUCGUGUCGUUGAAAUCAUGAAUGCACACAAAGGUGCCAUUCCCUUGCUGAAAAUAUGUUUUGAGAUCCUCGCCGUUUUUGCUGCUUCAGAAGAGCAGGAAAUACUAUGUGGUGUACUAGGUGCUGUUGAAGAAGUGAUGAGGAAGUACAAGUUCGAGAAGGACCUUCAGCUUACAGGAUGCAUUUUGACACAGCUUCUUGCAAGCAUGGCCAUUUGUGAAAAUUAUGUUGCCUGUAGCAACAGUGUUAGUCUCAUCAGUGAAGCCUUGAUAAAUUUCCCCUCUGACGUUGAAGUGCAGUCUGAAGCUGUUGUUGCAAUGAAAGUUUUAGCCGAGCUUGAGAACGGACUGAAGGCAAUUAUCCAUCUGAAUGCUUAUGAACACUUAUUUGCUAUAUUGAACUCUAAAGCAUUGCCUUCUGACAUUCUUGAAAUUUCUGCAGAGAGUCUUAUGAUAAUUGGGAGCAAUCCGGAGAAUAGCGAUCGAAUGCUGCAAUGGGCUCUUGUGAGAGGAUGCAAAAAAGAAGCUGAAUGGCUUUUAGGGAUCGGGGCAGACAUUGACGGAGCUACCCAGAAUAAAUCAAACGUUAUUAUUGCUGCAGAGACAUCCAAUUAUAAGAUGAUGAAAUUUCUUCUAGACAACGGAGCAUCACAUACGCAGGAAGCUCUGAAGAUCAGUCAAAGCAAGUCCGACUCUAUCAUGAUUGGCAUUUUGCUAAGGCAAAUCGGAUUGGAAAGAAAAGGAGACACCUUGGUCUGGUCGAAUUUGAACAUAUCUGAACUGCAAACUGAGUACUUUACGUCUUCGUUCAUUGAAGAAACGGAUGGACAUGAAGAAACGUUUCAGGGGGAUGAUUGGGCCAAUUAUUUUGAGACAGCUGCAGCUAGACGAAAGCAAAGGUUUUCAUCGCUAGAUUUUUCCUUUGAGAGUUUAAGUGAGGAUUCUGGCAGCGAGGAGCAAGCCACUUCAUCACCAAAAAUCCAAGUUAGCCGUGAACGGCCUAGAUCUAGUAGCGGUGCCCUCCUUCCUUUCAACUCUCUCGAUCCGCGUCUAGAGGGGCCUAUGGAAACGUGCAAAGGUUUCGUUCGUCUGGAUUCUCCUACAUUACGAAAUUCGUACCCAGGCCACCCAGACAGUUUGCUAAUACCAGACGUGGACUGCGGUAACUUGCUUCCAAGUCCAACAAACAAUGAUAUUGUGCCACCAAAGCACAUGCUAUUGAAACGUGCUACCUCCUUAAAACCUCUAAUGCUCGAUGAUAUGUCACCUGACAGUUCCUCCACGGCUGCUAACUUAAGAGCAAACAUCAGAAAGUCCCGUUCAAUGGACCUUCGCACAAAGAUUAACGCUGAAUCGAAACCGGUUAUUCUUUAUGCUGAUAUGUCUUUCAACCAGAUUUCCCAUUUCGAAGUGCUAUCGACACCAAAUCGCUUUAUUAAACCUUUCUUGAACGGUCUUGUCAGACUGGAUUUAAAGGGUAACAAAUUGAAGGAAUUCUCAGGCGUGGUCUGCCUCGAAUUGACGAGCUUAAAACAGCUUUCCCUUGCUGAAAAUCAAUUGGAAGAUUUUCCGUAUGACAUUUUGAAAAACAAAACGUUAGAAGUAUUGAACCUCAGCAAAAAUUCUAUCAAAGACUUGAAUGAGCAGCAAAUGCACCACCAUGUUUCUUUAAGUAGAUUAGAAUUGGAUGCCAAUGAUCUGACCAAGCUGCCAGCCUGGCUGGAUGAUAUUUUUCCUGCUCUCACCACAUUGAGUAUGUCUCAAAAUCGUAUUGCUUUGCUGCCUUCAAAGCCACUGCACUUAAGACAGCUCAGAUUUUUGAAUCUCUCUUUCAACAAACUUGAGACUAUACCAGCCCAUUUCCUCGAUCACUGUUUAAUGUUAGAAAAGCUGGAUCUUACCAUGAAUAACUUGAUAUCAUUGCCAGGACAAUCUGCUAAAACAUUCAACCGGCUGUCACAUAUCAAGCUGUCUCACAACCAGCUCAAAGAGCAGGCCCCAUGGCAUGUACCAAAGUUCUUGUUGGAACUGCAAAAUCUCGCUUAUUUAGAUAUUUCUCAUAACAAAAUAACCCAGAUACCAGCUCCAGCAAUGUGGGCGUCACACUGCGUCAAGGACCUAAACUUCAGUCAUAAUCGGAUAAACAAAAUCAACUUGGAUGAAAGUGCCUCGAAUUGGCGUAGCCUCUCUCAUCUGAAUCUGAUGCACAACAAAAUUGAGCGUCUACCGAAAUUUAUUGGGCAUCUCACUGGUCUGACAUAUCUAAACUUCAGUUACAACCCCCUCGUAGAAAUUCCGGAUGAGAUUGGGUUUCUUAGAAACCUACUAGAGUUGCCAUUGGAUUCCAGUUUAACUUUAACGCUCGAUGCAUCAAUAAGAGAUGGCACUGCCCAAGAAAUAUGCACAUUUCUUUACUCAAAAAUGAAGAAUUCUGUUCCUUAUCUUCGCAUGAAGUUGAUGGCUGUCGGCAUGGAAGGUCGCGGGAAAAGCUCCCUGUUAAGGGCGUUGCAAAGUAUGAAACGGUCAGAAAUCGAUUCUGCUACUGUGGGUAUUAGGAUCAAACCAUGGUACCUGACUAUUCCAAAGAAAUAUCAACGCAAAACAUGGAAUAAGAAGACAAACUUUGUCUUGAGCAUGUGGGAUGUUGCAGGCCAGGAGGAUUUCCAUUCAACGCAUCAGUGCUUUAUGACGUCACGAACUCUGUACCUUGCUGUUUUUGAUGCCAGCAAAGGUCCUAGUGAGCUAGAGCAUUUACGGCCAUGGCUGCUCAACAUCAAAGCCAGCGCUCCCUAUUCCCAGGUUAUUAUUGUCGGCACUCAUUUAGACCAAAUAGAAGGGAACAAGAAGGAACAUCUGAGAGAACUUGAAGUAUGCAUCAAUGAUUUCAUUAAAAACCCCGGACUGCCAACAUGUCGAGGAUCUGUUAUUGUUAGUUGCCAUGGUAAGAGCAAUGCCAUAGAGGUAUUACGAGAGAAGAUUUUGGAUACCAUAGACACCUGCACCUUCCGUGCACAGUCACCCAUGGAUCAAACUGUGCCAAAAAGCUAUGUGCAGCUUGAAGAUCUACUGGUUGAAGAAGCCAGCAAUCUGAUUGACGCAAAACAGAUCCCAGUCAUCUCAAGGCGAUCGAUCUUCAAAAUCGUCCAGGAUAAUAAUUUGCAACUGGAAAAGCAGGAACUAGAUCAGGCUGUAAAAUUUCUUCACGAAGUUGGUGCUUUGCUGCAUUUUGAAGAUCCUAGCUUAAAAUUAUCGGAUUGCUACUUCAUCAACCCUGAGUGGCUGAGUCAAAUGAUGGCACAGGUCGUCACUGUGAAGGAGAUUAAUCCGUUUGUAAAUGAGCAGGGCAUUGUGCACCGAAAGAACCUGCCGAUACUGUUUCGAGAUGAGCGCUUCCCAGUAGAAUUUAUCGAUACCUAUUUACGGCUUCUACAAAAGUUCGAAGUGGUUAUUCCUCUUUCGGAUGAAGAAUUCCUGAUCCCGUCCAAACUCCCUAUCAAGCCAUCUGGAUUCACAAACAGAGUGACUAAGCAUGCGAUUUACAAAGAGGGGAAUCUCAACCGAUAUUACAAAUUCAAUUACAUCCCUGUCGGCUUUUGGGGUCGAAUCAUUUCCAGACUAAUGCUAUUUUAUUCUCCACUUCAGUGCGAGGCAGACAAGACACCAUUGGUUGAAUACUGGAAGGAUGGAAUAUUCAGAUUCUGGUCAGAGGAUAAAUACUUUGUGGUGGCAACAUCAGAGCUCCACCCAGAAACAGUCGAAAUCAUUGUGCCAAUAUCCCAAAGGGGAUACGAGCUACUUGGGUUUUUGGUAGAUCAUGUUGAAGCUUUGAUAGAAGAGUGGUACCCCGGACUAACGAUUCCUGACCCAAAAGGGAAACUGCCUGUUGAAAGGCUUGUGCCUUGCUUGCAUUGUGCCAGUUUGGACAAAAAACAUUAUUUCACUGUGGACCAGUGCAUCACGCGUUCAAACGAGAGCGAUUCAAUAUGGUGUCCCUCUCACGAAGGUGAGGUCGAUCUAAAAUGCCUAGCACCUGAUGUCCUCUUUGCGGAUAUUGAUGGAAAAUAUGUUUUAAAAGAUGGCGAUAUCGAAAUUAAAGAUUCAACGAAGAACGUUCUUGACGGGGGAUCAUUUGGUACUGUGUACCAAACACAGUGCAAAGGAAACAGGAAUGUGGCAGUAAAGGUUUUCAAAUCAGGAGAAGCGUAUUCCCCACACCGAUCUCUUCGCCAGGAGGUUACCAUUUUGCAGCAGUUACAUCAUCCCAGCUUGGUUUCCAUGGUUGGCGUGAUACUGAGGCCAUCUCGCUGCCUUGUCUUGGAGUUAGCGACUAAAGGUUCUCUACGCAAGGUUCUAAAUCGAGAUCACUUGAGCCGGGGGAUGCAGCAAAGAAUCGCAUCACAGGUUGCUGAUGGCCUGGCAUAUCUGCACAGUCUGAACAUUGUUUACCGAGAUAUGAAGCCGAGCAACAUCCUAAUCUUUUCUUUAUCAAUGGGGAUACCAGUCAAUGCAAAGAUUUCAGAUUACGGCAUUUCACAGUACAUCACUCCGCAAGGGCUGUGCGAGAUAAGUGGCAGCCCAGGGUACCGAGCUCCUGAAGUGGACAAAGGAUAUUGGAUUUACAACAAAGAGGCCGACAUAUUCUCCUUUGGUGUGACACUUUUUGAACUCGUUACUGGCGGUAGGAAGUUGUUUGGAAAGGAGGCUAUGUAUCAAAGCGAAAGAGACAACAACUUUGUGCAAGGAAGAGGCAUCAAAUCCAUGAUGGCGAUGGGAUGUCCCCACUGGCCAGACAUGCAAAAUAUAAUUUUGAACUGCCUAAACUUUAUACCUGAUAAAAGACCCAGUGCGAAGCAACUAGCGCAGUGGUUGUCCUCCGCAGAUACCUUGUGUUUAAAGCAAGAAGUUGGCGUAUGUAAAGGACAAGCCGUGGAAUGCAUGGCAGUGUACCAGAGUUUUAACCGCGAAGGCGAAACCAUGGAACUGUGGAUCGCAAGCGGAGAUUCAUCUGGACAAACCCAAAUGUCAUGGCUUACUCUCGUUGGGGAUGGAACCCAGGUAUCUGGUUGCCGAGGGAUGUUUCUGCGAGAUGAGCGUGUACUGUGCAUGUGUAUAAUUAAAGAUCAGAUGGUAAUAGCUGGAACACAGAAAGGAAACAUCGUAGUAUUUGAUGCAGAGUCACACGAACAGCUUAACACUAUUACAGACCUUGGUGAUUCUGUUCUGUGUUUGAAGAUGUACUCUGUUGAUAAUCGUUACUUGAUUAUUGCCGGUUUGGCUAAUGGACACAUUGCAAUCUUCAAUGGAAAUGAUUUUGCUAAAACUGAUCAAAUCCGCCCAAUAACCCAAAUGGAAGUUUUGCAAAAUGAGGAGGGUUUAUCAGACUCGAAGCGACGCCACCCGGUAACCUCUAUUCAGAUAUCACGCCGAAAAUGUUACUGCGGAGUAGGAGGACGAAUUGCAGUGAUUGACCCAAACCGAGGCCAUACAGAGCGCUUCAUAUCAAACGGAGGCGAAGUUAAUAACAUAAUCAAUCAGAUUUCUAUACGGAAAUAUAUCUGGACUUCUUCGAAAUCAAGUAGUGUAGUUCAUUGUUUAGAUUCGACAACUGGUAUUCUACGAGGUUCGUUUGACUGUGCAAAAGUUCUUCGGGAACGCUACCAGGAUAUAUCUCAGAGUGACUGUCGUGUUUUGAGCUUGUACCAACAGAGUGAUGCGUUGUGGAUUGGAUGCGGAGGAGGACAUGUCAUAAUUAUCGAUCCAAACUCGAACUUCAAGGUUCUUGCUGUGGUUUCCCGGCAUAGUUCAGCUGUCCGAUGCAUCAUCGGUGCAUCCGGUAACGAUGAAGGAAAACCGGUUUCGUUGGUGUUAACAGGUGGUAUUGGAUUUUCUGAGAGAGCACAAAAAGUGGGCACUUGUGAUAGCAAUUUCGGUUAUGUACUUGUAUGGCAAGCAGAACUACCCCAGCACUAUGCGUAUUUAGAUAAUUUAAGGAGGUCAAGACAAGCGCUAAUAGAGUCGUAAAGCUUCGUGUUAAUUAGCAAGCGUGCUUUUGCGAUAACUUUGUAAUUGUACAUUGAAUAAGCAUAAAAAACGGAAUCUGAUUAAACAGGUCCUUGUGACAUGUAAGUAUGUAAUAUCAAAAGAUUUACCGUGGCGUGUGCCCAAUCACCAAAUCCACCCCUUAUGAUGAACCGACAUAUAGAUUUCCCUAAUAUGCCCCUUUAAAGUAAACCGUUCCUCUCAAAGCUCUUUAUCAUUCCAGUCGAACUAGCCAUUUAUAUGGCCAUAUUAGCUCCUGAUGCAGCGACAAGUAGACUGUAUCUUUGGAAGCAGCGACAAGCGGACUGUAACUUGUUAUUUAGAGAUCAUAUGUUCACCUUCAAAACUAUACCUCCCGCUUCUACCUCCACAAACGCCACAACACUUAUAAUCAUUGUGUAAUAAAAUUCUGUCGACGCAUUCAUAAAAGAGAUAUUGAAAUAUUGUGUUUUUCAUUGUUAAUUCAUAAUAUGUUGUACAUUUAGAAAGUGUGUCAAAUCUCCGUAUGACGGAAUUAUCAAGCCUUGUAAUUCAUAUAGACAGUACGGCUGUAUAUUGCAAUUUAGGGAUUUCUAGCAGGAUGUUCUUUGCUUGGCUUCAGUCACAAAAACAGUUUUAGAACCUCGGUUUUAUGUUUGUAAACGUCUUUAGAAAGUCUCACAAUAGGCCAUCGAUGUUCUUUUUUUGCAUGGUUUAUUGAAAUUUCAUUGGCCCUGAUUCUCAAAUUUCUGAAGCCUUUAUGUAUUCUGCAUUUCCCGAUUGCAACACCAGCUGACAACAUCUAUCAAGUUGAGUUAAUGUUUUCGUGUUUAAAAGAUUAUAAUUUUAUAUACUGUAUAUUUGAUUGGAUGCCUGACGACUGGGAUUUAUUUUGUAAAAUGGCAAAUUGGUAUUUAAUACAAUAGUUUGAUCAGUUUCGUUUAUAGCUCGUGCGAUUGUAAGGACAGGAAUGAAAGUUUUGUUCGACAGUUUAUUUACAAAGAAUCUGUCGUUUUAUUUGUUGUAUCCUCUGAAUUUUGAGGUUUGGGGCGUGUUAGUUCGUAAAAUAAUCCAAAGGGCAUUUGUAACCGAUGUGUUGGGAGAGAGACGUUUUUUGUUUGUACACUUUUGACAAUAGGGGAUGACCCUUUAGUUGUGGUAGUCCCUUAAGCAAUCAGAAAUAAUCAAAGUACUAAGACACAAUAUUCCCCAUUUUAUCCUUACGUAGAAAAGGACUAUUGCCAAGCGGAUUUUUUUAACAUAAGGGCCAAACUCGCCAUUGUUUAAAGUUUCAUUCAUGAUGAUAUUGUGCACUGUUUUGGUUUAGUGUUAGGCCUUUUCUUUCUCAUUAAAUUUAAAAACAAUAUAAUUA
Molecule: messenger RNA, 9826 nt
Organism: Rhopilema esculentum
Lineage: Eukaryota; Metazoa; Cnidaria; Scyphozoa; Rhizostomeae; Rhizostomatidae
Product: leucine-rich repeat serine/threonine-protein kinase 2
Biological process (GO): protein phosphorylation
Molecular function (GO): protein binding; ATP binding; protein kinase activity
Source: RefSeq, a predicted model, not a curated record